AUGGGGAAGACUGGGCAGAGUACAGUGGACUUAAGCUCCCCAUCAGAGGUCAAACAAGCUGUCCCUUCUGAGGACCUGGACUCCACAGGCCCCCCUACAGAACAGAAGAAGGAAAAGGAGGUUCCACCUGACAGGGGAGGCUGGAAGGGGAAGUUUGACUUCCUGCUGUCAUGUGUUGGAUAUGCCAUUGGAUUGGGAAAUGUCUGGAGGUUUCCUUAUUUGUGUGGCAAAAAUGGUGGAGGUGCCUUCCUAAUUCCAUACUUUAUGACCCUGGUGUUUGCUGGGAUACCGCUCUUCUUCCUAGAGACAUCGCUGGGACAGUUCACCUCAGUAGGUGGGCUAGGGGUGUGGAGACUUAUUCCUAUGAUGAAAGGUGUUGGUUUGGCUGCUGUUGUAUUGUCAUUCUGGCUAAAUAUCUACUACAUAAUCAUAAUUGCCUGGGCUCUCUACUACUUAUUCAACUCCUUCAGUUCGGAGCUGCCAUGGCAGAGCUGUGAUAAUCCCUGGAACACAGAAAACUGCUUCUCCAAUUACAGCCUGACAGACACCACCAACUUGACCAGCGCUGUCACAGAGUUCUGGGAACGUAACAUGCACCAGCUUACUAAUGGUCUGGAGGAGCCAGGAGAGCUGCGCUGGCCUUUGGUGGGCACCUUGGCCCUGGCUUGGGUUCUUGUCUACUUCUCAAUCUGGAAAGGAGUAGAGUGGACGGGAAAGGUGGUUUAUUUUUCCGCCACCUAUCCGUACUUCAUGCUGUUCAUCCUGUUCUUCCGAGGAGUCACCCUUCCCGGAGCCAUUGAUGGCAUUCUGUUCUACAUCACCCCAGACUUCAAUAAGCUCGUUAGAUCUGAGGUGUGGUUGGAUGCAGCAACUCAGAUCUUCUUUUCAUAUGGACUGGGCUUGGGCUCACUUAUCGCACUUGGAAGCUACAACACUUACCACAAUGAUGUGUACAAGGACUCCAUCAUAGUAUGCUUCAUCAACUCUUGUACUAGCAUGUUUGCUGGGUUUGUUAUCUUCUCUAUUGUAGGAUUCAUGUCCUACAUCACAAAGAAACCAGUGCAGGAACUAGCAGCAUCAGGUCCAGGUUUGGCAUUUCUCGCCUAUCCUCAGGCAGUCACCCAGCUUCCCAUGUCUUCCCUCUGGGCCAUCCUCUUCUUUUCAAUGCUCAUGAUGCUCGGUUUGGACAGCCAGUUCUGCACCGUUGAAGGAUUCAUCACAGCUCUAAUGGAUGAGUAUCCCCUAGUGUUGAGGAAGAGGAAGAAGCUCUUCAUCCUUAUUGUUUGUUUAAUCUCCUUCAUCAUUGGAUUCUCUAAUAUCACUCAGGGUGGUCUGUAUGUCUUCAAGAUGUUUGAUUACUACUCUGCCAGUGGGAUGUGUCUUCUCUUCCUUGUCUUCUUUGAAACUGUUUCCAUAUCCUGGUUUUAUGGAGCUGAACGGUUUUACAAGAAUAUUGAGGACAUGAUUGGUUAUCGACCAUGUAUCUGGUGGAAGCUCUGUUGGCUCUUCUUUACACCACUGAUCUGCCUGGGAGUCUUCACCUUCAGUGCAAUUGAAAUGACCCCACUAAUGCUUGGGAAGUAUGUGUAUCCAUUGUGGGGCCAAGUGAUUGGAUGGUGUAUGGCCCUGUCCUCAAUGAUCCUCAUCCCAGGCUAUGUGAUCUACAUGUUUUUAACCACCAAAGGCAGCAUCAAACAGCGUUGGAAGAGGAUGACAACUACCCAGGAGGAUGAAAAGUCAUCAGGGCUGGAAGAAUUCACACACACAGGGAGCAUGGUAGAGGCUCCUGUGUAGCCAGGAUUGUUCAAGUCAGGCUGUUCCAUCUGCCA
This is a messenger RNA of Cyprinodon variegatus (sheepshead minnow), 1829 nucleotides long. It is a transcript of the gene slc6a1l, whose product is annotated as sodium- and chloride-dependent GABA transporter 1-like. NCBI's taxonomy places the organism in Eukaryota, Metazoa, Chordata, Actinopteri, Cyprinodontiformes, Cyprinodontidae. The transcript has 14 exons. The record is from RefSeq and is a predicted model, not a curated record. Bases 1 to 1794 code for a protein of 597 amino acids. Gene Ontology annotation, biological process: neurotransmitter transport; sodium ion transmembrane transport. Gene Ontology annotation, molecular function: gamma-aminobutyric acid:sodium:chloride symporter activity. Gene Ontology annotation, cellular component: plasma membrane.